GGACUUUUUUGUUAUACAUUGAAAAAACGAAGAAUAUAUCUUUGUUACUGUGUUUUCAUGGAUUGGUUUUAAUAGUAUAUUAAUAGAGAAUAAAUUAAAACGAAUGAAUGUUUCGUGUAUGGAAUGAUACUGUUAGUGCAUCAUUUGGUAAGGUUACGUCUCCACAAAUGACAGUAGUGUUUAAUCAAAUAGAAAUUCGGAUUGGAAGUAAUGUAAAUGUUGAGAAAGAUUGGGACCGUAGCACCUUGUCAAUUUUCACUGCCACAAAUUAGAACGUAAAUAUUUCAUACAAAUUUAUGAAUGAAGAUAAAGCAAGAUAUUUUGCGGUGGGUCUUUACUGGGGUUAUCCUGACCCAGGUAGACCGAAAAUCCGCCUUAACAAUAAGAUACUGCUAUAAAACUAUGUAGCUAUAAAACAUAUUUAUAACUUAUAAAGAAAGUAUUCUGGGAUAAAUAUUCAUUUUAUAAUGCUUACAAUAGGCACGAUGUAUGGGUGCACACAAUAGGCAAUCUUUUGAUCAAGACUGCCAAUGUAAGACUGAACUUCUGAUGCAUGGAAUAAUUGUCUUUAAUAAUAAAUAUAGACAGCAUCAAUGGGAAACUGUUUUUCGUGCUUUAAGGUGCCCCUUCCACCAGCCACCACUAAUCAAGCAGCAUCAUCAGAUUAUAAAGACGAAACAAUGGAACUUAGAGGUUUGUUUUCAAAUUCUUGUCAACAACAAACUGGGCCUUUAGUGCCUGAAACGCAUAUAAAUGGCAACAGAAAAUCAUUAACCACAUUAUCAGCAUUCAACAAUGUAGGAUCUGAUAAUUGUGGAUCUAUGCCUAAUGUACAAAAUAAUUUACGUUCAUCCCGAGGAUUUUAUGCACGUUUACCACCAUUGGGUAGAUCCGGAACGUCAUCUGGUCUUAACGUAACUGUUGAAUCGAAACAACAAAGGGAACCGUCAGAAAAUAAAUUAAAUACAUUAUUUGAUCAAUACAAGGAUUCGCACGAAGAUGUAAUUUUAGCUGACGGUAUAGAAAGAUUUUGUAACGAUUUACAACUAUCCCCAGAUGAAUUCAAAGUACUUGUUCUCGCUUGGAAAUUAAACGCUGAACAGAUGUGCCAAUUUACACGACAAGAGUUUGUGACGGGUUUGAAAGCAAUGAAAGUAGAUAGUAUACAUGCUAUACAAAUGAAAUUACCAGAAAUUGUUCAAGAGUUAACCGUUACCAGUGAUUUAUUCAAAGAUCUCUACCGAUUUACAUUCCAAUUUGGUUUAGAUGUUAAUUCUGGUCAGAGAAUAUUACCAGCCGAUAUGGCAAUUGUUUUAUGGAAGCUUGUUUUUACAAUACGUGAACCACCACUUUUAUCAAGAUGGCUGAAAUUUCUUGAAUGCCAUCACGUUAGGGGCAUACCCAGAGAUACAUGGAAUAUGUUUUUAAAUUUUGCUGAAAGUAUUGGUGAUGAUCUCGGCGCUUAUGAUGACGCAGAAGCAUGGCCAAGUUUAUUCGAUGAUUUCGUAGAGUAUGAAAAUGACCAAAUGAACCAAAACAUCAGUAAAGAUGAUAUCAUGAAGGAUGCUUCUAUUAAUAAGACUUAAUUCAAAUGAGGUUUUCAUUAUAACAAGGUAUUAUUACCUUAUAUAUAACCUUUGAACAGAAUCAUUGACAUUUUUUUCGUAAUGAAAUCAUAAAGAUUAUUCUUCUUGUUAAUUUUUAUUUUGUUUUUGUUUUCAAAUUGUACAAUGUCAAAUAGACGAAAAUUAUUAAAACAUUGAAGUAAAAAUACUGUUCAAAGGAUUUUAUUCAGGGAUAUAAAUGUGAAAUUGUACACAUCUAAUGAACAUUUUAGACAACAGAAUUUCUAUUACCUAAAUUUGUGAUACAAUAUGGAUGAAUGUAUGCAACUUUCAAUACAUUAUAAAAUAUUUCUUACACUUUUUAAAGAUACCAUUAAGAAAGAAAGGAACAAAUGUAAAAAAGAACUAGAAUAUCUUUUAUUCUAAAUGAAGUUUUUAAAAUACGCGCCUGACAAACUGUUAUUAGAACAAAAUAUUUCCUCACAACUAACUAGCUCUCGAGUCAAAUCAACAAGAUCAGUGUCAACAGAAGGAAUUGUUCUCUGAAUUAUAGAUUUUACAAUCAUUUCUUAUUUUUGUACUAGUUUAUUUUAGUUCCUCUUUUUUUUUAAUCAAAAAUACUAUAAGGAGAAUCUGUUAAUCUGUAUUCUUGUGCUCUUGUUUCAUCUCUCAUUUUCUCUCAAUUUUUCUAAAUUUUUGAAGUUAGUGUGUUAUGUUCUUCAGAGUUUCUUUGCUUACUUCUUUGUCUUUAGCAUUUUUAUUCAAGGGUUUUUGCGUCUUCUUUUGUCACGAUGUUACGAUAAAUGAAAGUUUUCUUCACAUUAAGUUGUUUUUACUGACAUGUUCUCGAUAUAAGAAUAAAAUGUAUCGUAUAACUUCGUUUAAAAAUUGGUGUGAACGCACUCUUAUCAAAUAAGCUCGGUCAUUAGCGAUCAUGGUCUAUGAUAUUGUGUUAGAUGGGCUUAUGGUUUAUUUAUAUUAUGUUCCUAUUUAUUAUUUUUUCUAUAAUGUCAAUAAUCAAAGCCUUAAUCGUAAUUAAAAGCAGCACUUUAAAUGUAAUGAGAUUGUUUAGAUACAUGUAUAUAGUGCCAUGUCUUUCGAAAAUACUAACAAAUUAUAAGAAUUAAUGGUAAUUAAUACAUCAUUAAACAAAUGUAUAACUCAUUAAUAUUUUUACAAAAAAAUUACAUAUUUAAUUUGCAAUUUUCAUCACUGUAAAUGGAAUGCUUCAUUUUUGUUUUAUUUUAUAAAUUAAUCGGUGUUAUAUCACAAAGUUUGCAACAUAUGAUUUAAUGCCCUUUAAUACUUAAGAACAUAACAUUUAAUAUGAAAUACGAUAAUUUAAAAAAAUAAUUAUUAUUUACACAGAGGAUCUUCUUAUGGAUGAUAACACAAUAUUAAAUGAAACAAAGUUAAUAAAAUAAAAUGAACAUUUGCUAAUUUUGCAUUAAAUUUACUUCACUUCCUGAUUAUUAAAUUUAUGUAAAUAUAUACAGUAUUCUUUUAUUUAUAUACUAUCAGUAUUUUUCACAAAAAGAAGUUCCUCUGUGUUCAGAGAAAAUAUUACAGAAUCUGUAAGUCCAAAAUUAUACAAGCACACAUAACAUAAAGUCAGUAAGCAAAUAUAUAUUAUUAAUUUAUUUCUAUGACUAAGUGGGGACUUAAAGAAUUUUCUAUAUAUUUAUAUACCAAAAAUAUGUUUUAUUAAAAAUAUUCAAAAUCAAUUUAAAAGUGAAAGAUUGUAACAAUGCAAAGAUUAAGCGAGAAUUGUAAGUAAAAAGUGCUUGUUCAAGUUCAAUAGAUACUUAUGGUAAUGCUUGUGUACAUAUUUCCUACAACUUAUAAUAAAUUGGUUUUGAUUCUAUAAUUAAAAUAUAAA
Molecule: messenger RNA, 3444 nt
Organism: Osmia lignaria (orchard mason bee)
Lineage: Eukaryota; Metazoa; Arthropoda; Insecta; Hymenoptera; Megachilidae
Gene: SCCRO3
Product: defective in cullin neddylation 1 domain containing SCCRO3
Biological process (GO): protein neddylation
Cellular component (GO): ubiquitin ligase complex
Molecular function (GO): ubiquitin conjugating enzyme binding; ubiquitin-like protein binding; cullin family protein binding
Source: RefSeq, a predicted model, not a curated record